Opisthorchis viverrini is the source of this 1762-nucleotide messenger RNA. RefSeq lists its product as hypothetical. NCBI's taxonomy places the organism in Eukaryota, Metazoa, Platyhelminthes, Trematoda, Opisthorchiida, Opisthorchiidae. Bases 34 to 1068 code for a protein of 344 amino acids. Gene Ontology annotation, molecular function: uniporter activity; calcium channel activity. Gene Ontology annotation, cellular component: mitochondrial inner membrane; uniplex complex. Gene Ontology annotation, biological process: calcium import into the mitochondrion; mitochondrial calcium ion homeostasis. The transcript has 6 exons. The record is from RefSeq and is a predicted model, not a curated record.
GGCACUUAUGGCACACUGGUUUAACUUUCCGUUAUGACACUUCGUGGGGUAAUCCAUCGGUUACCUGUGUCCAAGGCGAUCACUGGUACCAUCCCAACACAAUGUCAUUCUAAACAGCUUUCAACGGGAACAGACGCUCUCAAUCCUGUCAGAGUAACCGUAGAAAAUGGACUGCCGCAAUUUAGCAUCCCCCUUCCUUCACGACGUGACACAUGCAUGUUCAUCGUAAAGCCGCUUCAACACACGGUCGGAGAUUUAACCAACUUCAUCAUGUCCGAGGAUCGUGGGGUCGACUACGUUGCAUUUAUCAGUAAGAGUGGUACCAGGAUAGCGAAGUCGAACACCAUAGCUGACCUAUUAACCUCGAACUUUCAACUGGUCAUAAACAAGGAUGUUUUUCACGUUGACACUACUCCACUAGGAACAGAAUCCGGCGCAUCAUCCUGUGAUCUCUCGAAUGCUCGGCUGAUGGUUUCACGUCUAGCGAACGCCUUACAUUCAGACGAAUUUCACAAACAGCAGGAACUAGAGUUGGAGCGGCGCAUCGAAGACGUUUCGUAUCAACUACAACCAUUUGAAGAACUGAAAACUAUGAUCUCCAAAGAGGCGGCUAAACGAACACGUCGUCUAACCUGGCUCGGUCUUGGUGCGAUGGGACUACAGUUCGGCUUACUAGCGCGCCUCACCUGGUGGGAGUACUCAUGGGAUAUCAUGGAACCUGUCACCUACUUCGUCGGCUACGGUACUAGCAUGGCCAUGUAUGCAUACUACGUUCUUACCAGACAGGACUACAGCUUUCCACAAGUCUUUGAUCGCGAAUAUUUGAAACGGUUCUACAAAUGCGCUGACAAGCAUGCCUUUGACGUGAAUCGCUACAAUGAGUUGCGGGAACAACUAGCUGAUCUGAAAUCCGAGCUUCGCCGAUUACGGGACCCUCUGCUUUGUAAUCUUCCUCUGCAACAGACAGCCUACCUGGUGGCUGAACAAGCAAUCGAAGCUGUGAAUCGGGGUCCGGCACAACAUUCAGUUCCGCGCAAGCCGACUACCGGUAUCAAUGAAAAGCCAUGAGGCCCGACAACAAAUUUUCCACGAUACACGUCACUUGACUUUGAAGAUCGACCGACGAUGGCACUGGUACUGAACAAAUUUCAAUUAACGAUCACGUGAGCCAGAACCUGUCCGUUCUUCCAUGGUCAUCGAUUUUUCAGUUUUGAAAUGUGAAAUUGUACAUAGUGCCUCUCAAGUGUGACUUUAUUCUUUAGUUUGAAUUUUUACCCCCGUCGGGUCUAUUUCAAUGAAAUUUUUAACCAAUGCCAGUAGGUGACAUCCGUGUGUAACAUCCAGAUUCCUCUCUUUUUUAUUCAACUAUUGCUGAGUUGCUUUCCUAUGGAAGAUUAAACUUCCUACCAGACUCCACAAUGCCUGCCUGUAUGCUCUCUCACUCCCUCUGCCUUUCCUCACCACUUUUGCUUCAAACGUCUUCAUUUACUUCAUUUGUUUUACAGUAUAUUUGCUAUUCGAUUAUAUUUUUACUGCAAGUGGUCAACUUUAGUUCUCUUUUGACAUAUUUGGAGAAAUUUUUUCUACAUAUGUUUCCCUAAUUUACUUAAUGGGUUCCGCUUGUUUGGCUUUGUACAGCCGUUUUCAUCAACAGGGUUUAGGCAUUUUUAGGCUUUUAAAGAGAACAGUGAACUUCCUCUAGGUAUUAGCCUUUACAAGCAGCCGAUCACCUAAACAUUCCAGCAGUGAUCGUUGUUGCGCG